UUAAUCUGUAGAGUGGGGAUUCCUUUGCUAUUUUACAGCAAGUAUGUGGCCUCUCUCCAGUUCAUUUUGCCACAUUCCUCUACUUUUCCUUCUUCAUUCCCAGCUGCUUCUUUCCUCAUCACACAUCGAUGAGACUCGCAACUUCAAUAGGAGUUCAUCACCAGUUUCUGCGUUGUUUGUGUUUGGUGAUUCUACAGUUGAUCCUGGCAACAAUAACUACAUUGAGACUAUUGCCAAGAGCAACUUUCCACCUUACGGCCAGGAUUUCCCCAACCAGCUUCCAACCGGAAGGUUUACCAAUGGCCGGCUUGUCACCGAUUUUAUGGCUUCGUACGCGGGGAUCAAAGACUUCAUCCCUCCAUACUUGGACCCAACCCUCACCCUUGAAGACCUCAUGACUGGAGUUUCUUUUGCUUCUGCUACCACCGGAUUCGACCCACUUACUGCUCAAAUCUUUGGCGUGAUUUCUAUGGAGAAACAACUGAAAUAUUUUAAAGAGUACAAAUCAAGAAUGGAAGUCCAUAUCGGGAAGGAGAGAACCAAAACCCUGAUUAGUAAGGCUGUGUUCCUAAUAAGCGCUGGCACAAACGAUUUUAUCGUGAAUUAUAACACCAUACCAAUUCGACGCCAGACCUACACUGUUUCCACUUACCAGCACCUGCUAUUACAACUUGGCCAACAAUUCUUACAGGGUCUGUUGGGGAUGGGGGCUCGGAAGGUUGCUUUCGUGGGGCUACCACCAAUGGGAUGUGUGCCGGCUGUCAUCACCAUGAACUCCGACCAUGCUCUCACUCACCGUGCCUGUAUCGAGUCGCUUUCCUCCGUCGCACGAGAUUACAAUCGCUUGCUCCGGAACAAGCUGACUGCUAUGCGCAUCCCUGGUGCCAAAAUCAUUUAUGUUGAGAUUUUUAAACCGUUGGAUGACUUGAUUAAAAAGCCUCAACAAUUUGGUUUUGAUGAAGUGAAUUGUGGUUGCUGUGGAAGUGGAACCAUAGAACUCUCCGUCCUCUGCAAUUCAUUGUCCGUCGUUUGUUCGGAUGAUUCCAAGUAUGUGUUCUGGGAUUCUGUGCACCCAACUGAAGCAGCAUACUAUAACAUCUUCCUGGAGCUGCGUCCGAUAGUGGAUCUGUUCAUGAAGGCUUAGACAACUGUAUGAAACAAAAUUGUCAAUUGAUUAUAAGACAUGAUGAUGAUAAUAUGAAUGUUGUAUCUUAUUAUAUAUGUUGUAUAUA
Molecule: messenger RNA, 1232 nt
Organism: Sesamum indicum (sesame)
Lineage: Eukaryota; Viridiplantae; Streptophyta; Magnoliopsida; Lamiales; Pedaliaceae
Product: GDSL esterase/lipase At5g45960
Molecular function (GO): hydrolase activity, acting on ester bonds
Source: RefSeq, a predicted model, not a curated record